Molecule: messenger RNA, 2707 nt
Organism: Mya arenaria
Lineage: Eukaryota; Metazoa; Mollusca; Bivalvia; Myida; Myidae
Product: zinc finger CCCH domain-containing protein 15-like
Exons: 12
Coding region: 81-1397 (438 amino acids)
Biological process (GO): cytoplasmic translation
Cellular component (GO): cytosol
Molecular function (GO): mRNA binding; metal ion binding
Source: RefSeq, a predicted model, not a curated record
UAGGAAACCAAUGCAUUCGUAGACAGCGCACUUCCGGCUAGAGAAGGAAAGGCAUAUUGUGCAAUUCUUGGCUCAGAAAAAUGCCACCAAAGGCGAAGAAAGGAAAUGAACCGUCUAAGAAGACUGAACUGAAGAAGAAGGAUAAAAUUAUUGAGGAUAAGACGUUUGGGCUGAAAAACAAAAAGGGAAAUAAACAGCAGAAAUUCAUCAAGACUGUCGUCCAUCAAGUGAAAAAUGCAGGCCAGAAAACAAAGCUUGAAGAGUUAAACAAGCCGAAGGAUGGGAAGAAGAAGGUAGAUGAACUGGCAGACCUGAAUAAACUGUUCAAACCAGUCCAGCAGACUGUGGGAAAAGGUGUGGACCCCAAAUCUGUCAUCUGUGCUUUCUUCAAGCAGGGGCAGUGUGGGAAGGGAGACAAGUGUAAAUUUUCACAUGACCUCAACGUCGCACGCAAAGCAGAGAAAAAAAAUCUGUAUGAAGAUGUUCGAGACGAAGAUAAAAUGGAGAACUGGGAUGAACAAAAACUGGAAGAAGUUGUCAACCAAAAGCACUCGGAGUCCGAAAAGGCUAAACCGAAAACUUCAAUUAUAUGUAAAUUUUUCCUGGAAGCUGUUGAAAGCUACAAAUAUGGCUGGUUUUGGAGUUGUCCGAAUGGUGGAAAUGCCUGCAUGUACAGACAUGCUUUACCUCCAGGAUUUGAACUGAAGCGAGACCAAAAGAAGGAUGACAAGGAAGAGAAAGUCUCAAUAGAGGAACUGGUAGAAAAGGAGAGAGCCUCCCUAGGUCACAAUACAACGAGAGUCACCUUAGAAUCGUUCUUAAAGUGGAAGGAAAGGAAGCGAAAAGAAAAGAUUCAAGCAAUGAAAAAAGUUCAAGACAAGAAAAAGACGGAUUUCAAACAAGGCAAAGUGUUCGGAAUCAGUGGUCGUGAGUUGUUCGAGUUCAACCCUGACCUUGUGCAAGGUGAUGACGACGAGGCUGGUGAUGAGUCUUAUGAGCGCGAUGAUGAUGAGGAUGAAGCUACCUUCCGUAAUGUUAAGGACAUAGACUUGAGCAUGUUCGUUCCUACUGAGUGUGACGGUUCUGGAACAAAGGCGGACCGAGACGUAAGAAUCACCAACGGCACUGCUGAAGCCUCUGGUGGGGAAGCUAUGGUGAAUGGGGAUGAUGGAGAUGACGAAGCAGGAAAACUGGACAUGGCAGGAGCGUUACCUCCUGGGGCUAGCGGGGGUGCAGAAGGGGGAGGGGAACCUUCAGACGCAGACGCCGCUAUUGCCAUGGCAAUGGCAGCAACAAAAGAAGCAGAUAUGAACAUUGAGAUUGAUGAGGCGUUGUUUGAUGGAGAGGAUUUAGAUUUAGUGGACGAAGAUUUAGAAACGUUAGACCUGGAUGAUUGAUGAAAGCGUCUGAGUGAUGUGGAUGAUUGGGGGGAUGAAAGCUUUUUGGUGAUAUGGAGUAAAAUUGAAAGCUUACAGUACACGAGAAUGGAUGAAAAUAAAUGCCUUUAUUGAAAAAAUGUGGUAUGGGAAAUAUUAUUUUAAGAUUCUAAAAUAUCUUACACAGCUUGUUAUUCCUUCCAGGCCAAAGAUGUCUUGUGUACUAUUUGCAAAGUUAAAUUUCCCUAUUAAUGCCUUUGACAUGGAAAUAGGUGUCACUUGUUUACGUUUAUCGUAGGGAAUUAGUUUGCUUAAUUGAUGUUUAAUAUGAAAAUAAUUUUAAACUUUUAUUUACUUUAUUAUAAGGUUCAACAUCUUUCUUUUCAAAAUUAGAGCAUAAUAAAACUGUCAUUUCAACUAUUCAUAAUGUUUAUAAUUAUAUAUAUUUAUAUAUAUAAACUCUUCUUUUGUUUACAUGUAUUAGUUGGAUAAGUGGAUUUUCAGGAAAUAUCAAGUGCUAAAAAUAAUCAUUUAACAGUUAUUUUUUAUGUUUCAAAAAACACCCCUAUUACUUUGAUAAAUGCAUUUUGACAUGUACAGUAUAUAUGAAAAAUAUUUUCAAUAAGAAAAAUACCAAUGGUUUUAUUUGAUAUUGAUACUUAGCAAAAUUUUACUUAAAUACUGGGAAAGUCAGGGAUAUUAUUGAUUUUUUGCAAGGUCAGUGUCUGUCAGAUAUUGAAAUUCUGAGUGAAACAAAAUUUUAACACCUUUAUGACUCAAGGCUUUUGCAGCAUAGAACCUUAAGUCAUUUGGAGUCUUUAGGGGAGGAGUAGGCCACUUCAAUCACAAUGUAUCGUCAGUGUAAAUCUCGAUUUGGUCAGGGGAAAUUCAGGAAAUAUUCUUUUUUUCCUUAUUGGUGCCUACACCUUUAUAACAGCAGCUCAGAUAUAUAUCUGAAUUCUUAUUUUCUUUCAAAAAUGCUUACAAACCCUAAUUUGCUAUUCCAUUUCAACAUGCAAACCCACUUAAGUAGGCACUACUGCUGGUAGGCAAACUGAAUAAAUUCUAUUUCCCAUUUGUUUUCUGCUACAAUAACUUCAGAAAAACUAAAAGGGAGAGAGUCUAAUUUGAAAGUGCCUUCUUGGGGUGUGUUGCAUGUUAUUAUGCAAUAUCCCUUUCUGGUGUUUUUAGAAAUAAAAAUUAUUUAGAAAAUUUUGAAUUGCAUUUAUAAAAAGUUAAUCCCAAAAAUGUAUUUAUGUUGGAAUGUUGAUAAAUUUGUACAGACAGAAAAGCUUAAAAAACAUGCUCUGGAAUAAAUUUAUGGAAAAGUG